This is a messenger RNA of Zychaea mexicana, 950 nucleotides long. RefSeq lists its product as uncharacterized. The coding region runs from base 143 to 643 and encodes 166 amino acids. Gene Ontology annotation, biological process: regulation of mRNA stability involved in response to oxidative stress. Gene Ontology annotation, molecular function: mRNA binding. Gene Ontology annotation, cellular component: nucleus; cytoplasm; post-mRNA release spliceosomal complex. Lineage: Eukaryota; Fungi; Mucoromycota; Mucoromycetes; Mucorales; Lichtheimiaceae. The transcript has 2 exons. The record is from RefSeq and is a predicted model, not a curated record.
UACUCGACUGCGCGGCGAAGAACCAAAAGAAGAAACUUUGGCCUUCUCCUUCUCUCUCGAAACCACAGUGAGAGUGAGAGAGAGUUACCUCCCUUUUGAACCCUUUUCCCCGAAAGCACCAUUCAGAACAGUGGUGACGACCAUGAGCAACCAUAGCAACACCGACAACGUCGUUGACACGAUAGCAACCGCACAACCGCAGCAGCAGCAGCACACUUUGGAAUCGCACAAGAAGCACACAACAGCUCAUUCACCACAACUCGUCUUUAAACAAGACAGUAAAGCACCGUCGUCAAACGAGCAAAUACAAGAGUGUCAACCAGUAGUAGAGCAGCAAUACAACAAAGAGGAUGACGACGAAGAGAGAACUAGCACUACAACGACCAGUACGUCGGUUGGUGCUACUGCUGUUGUUGAACAGAAACCGCGCCGAGUGACCCAUGUUCGACAACUUUUUGUGGGCAAUCUUCCAUUUCGAGUACGCUGGCAAGAUUUGAAGGAUUUGUUCCGUAAAGCCGGCAAUGUGCAACGAGCGGAUGUGGCCCUGAGUUUCGAUAAUAGAAGUAAGGGCCAUGGCACAGUCUUGUUUGCAACAGUACAGGAUGCACAACGCGCGAUUGGUAAUGUAUAUUCAUCUGUAUAGUACAAUAAUCGUAAUAAUAGUGGGAUUGAAUGUAUCAAGCAACAUGAGCGCGGCAGUAAAAGCAGCAGUAGCACGAUGAGGAAGCUUGCUGCAUAUGCCUGGGUUAGCGGUGGAUACUCAAAACCAAGUAUAUUAUAUAGACAUGUUGCACAAUUACAAGUGGCAGGGCCGUGUUUUAGAAGUCCGCGAAGAUCGCGGAUUUGUCGAGCCGUCGUCUUCACAUCGUCAUCCACAUCAACACCAUAACUAUAUGCCCUUUUUGCCGCAAUUACAGCAACAGCUGCAACAACAACUGGCACAUCACCAU